Molecule: messenger RNA, 5017 nt
Organism: Ylistrum balloti
Lineage: Eukaryota; Metazoa; Mollusca; Bivalvia; Pectinida; Pectinidae
Product: conserved oligomeric Golgi complex subunit 4-like
Exons: 22
Coding region: 1-2268 (755 amino acids)
Source: RefSeq, a predicted model, not a curated record
AUGGCGGCGUCCAGAGGAGAUGCCACGUCUGUCUCGGCGUUAGAAACCAUGGAAAAUUUGACAGAUAUUGAUGAAAUUAAGAAUGCUUUCGAACGGCUAUGCUCAGACGAGGAUGAAAUUAACUUACAUUUAGAUGGAUUACUAGAACACCAGGCAUCACUUGAAAACAAGAUGAGUGGACUACAAAGGAUAGUUCCAAACAUCCAAAUAUUAGAAACGGAUUCCAAACAACUUUCCAGUAUGGUUUCCUUCACAUCAACUUUGGCUGAAAAUGUCAGCAGCAAAGUGAGGCAGCUCGAUUUAGCAAAGAGCAAUGUAACUGCUGCUAUAACUCGAGUAGAAGAUAUACUUGAUCUGAAGUUUUGUACUGAUGGUGUUCAGACAGCUCUACAGAACGAGGACUAUGAGAAGGCAGCAGGACAUGUUCACCGUUUCCGAAGUCUGGAUGAAAACAUCUUACGGAUGUCAUCCGAUGCUGAUGAAGGAAGCACACUAGAAAUCUCAUUCAAGCUCUUACAUGAAGCAGAAGAAAAGCUGAAGACAAUUGUGUCUGGUAAAUUUGAUGCAGCUGUACAUGCAGGAGAUUUGGCUUCUGUAGAACGUUUUUUCAAAAUCUUUCCUUUACUUGGUCAGCAUGAAGAGGGACUCACCAAAUUUGGAAAAUACUUGGCUUCACAGCUCUCCGAUACAAGUGAUAAAAACCUUAAGAUUGCGGAAGCCUUGGGGUCAGAAAACAAGGGAGCUAACUGCGUAUUUGCUGAUACAGCUACUCAAUUGUUUGAGAGUAUAGCCCGUGUUGUGGAGAUACGACAGCCCUUGGUGGAAACUUACUAUGGUCACGGCAAAUUAUUCACAUUGUUGAAAAUCCUACAGAAGGAAUGUGAUCGACAAUCUAGAAAAAUCAUUCAGGAAUUCAAAAGGAAACGGAUGUUUGAUUCCAUGUCACAACAGGUCCAACAGAAUAUGGUGUUCCACAAGCCAAACUCCACUGACAAAUUUGAUGCUAAAGAUUUAGACAUACUACUAGCAGAAGUCGUACUACUCAACACAAGAACAGAGCUUUAUUUACGAUUUUUUAAACGACGUGCUAUGAAUGAUAUAGAAGCAGCAGCCCAAGGCCAAACAGAUUUUAAGGGAUCUGAUGUCGUUACAUUCCUUGUAAACUGUGAUUUAAGUCGUCUGAUGCAGGAGCUUAUCGGUAACUACAUCAUGAUGGAGGAGUUCUUUAUGAGAGAGAUGGUCCUCAAGGCCGUGUCUGUAGAUUCAGUAGACGAGGGAGCUCAGACCUCCAGCAUGGUGGACGACAGCUUCUUCAUUGUUAAAAAAUGUGUCAGGCGUGCCAUUUCCAGUUCAAGUGUGGAUGGUGUGUGUGCCAUGUUGAAUCAUGCAUGUACACUAUUGGAACAGGACUUUCGUGAGGUGCUAUACUCCAAACUUCGGUCAGGAUUCCCUCUGGGGUUCGACCUCGUCCAGGCCUACAACAUGGUCCAGUCUAGUAUCAAAGGAAAUCUCAAAACGUCGGACACAGAACAGGCCAAAACCUUAUUUAUAGUUAGUUUAAACAAUGCAGAAGCAACUUGUGAAUAUUGUAAAGCUUUGAAAACAAGCCUCAAUGAUGAAGUUUCUAAGUUAUUUAACCAAUGUGAAGAGCAAAGCAAGGCAAAGUUAGAGAGUUGUUUGUCAGACCUGGCAGCUGUGGGUAACAGAUACAAAGACGUGGUAGAUUUCGGUUUCUCACAGCUCAACAGCAGUGCCAUCAAACCCCGCAUCAAACCGCUGACGGACAACUUCCUGUCCACUAGUCAUACGAUCUCUGAGGAAGAGUUUUCUAAUUAUGAGGCCAAUGACCCGUGGGUACAGAACUUCAUCAUGGAGAUCGACAAUACUCUUGGCACAUUUAAGAGUUCACUCUCAUCAGGAAAUUAUGAACGAUUUGUCAGCAUGAUCACAGCAGAGGUGACAUCACAACUAGAGAAGGCAGUCUUGAAGAUGGCUUACAACAGGCUUGGAGGCCUACAGUUUGACAAAGAAUUACGGAGCUUAGUAGGCUAUCUGACCACUGUGACCACGUGGACCAUUAGGGACAAGUUUGCCCGCCUCACACAGAUGGCUACGAUCCUUAACCUUGAGAAGGUGACAGAAAUCCUGGACUAUUGGGGACCAAACUCUGGGCCACUAACAUGGCGACUCACCCCCACAGAGGUCAGACAUGUACUCUCACUUAGGGUUGAUUUCAGAAGUGAAGAUAUAAAACGAUUAAAGUUAUGACGGAGACAAGAUUUCCAUGGGAUGUGAGGGAGAGAGGAAGUGCUACUCAAAUCUGGCUGUGCAAUUGUUUAAAAGUGUUAUGUUUUAUACUGAAAUAGGUGUUAUGCCUGACCAUAGGGACAACACUGAAUAUUUUACUGUGACAGUAGAAAUCGGGUUACAUGUGAUUCUCUGGUAUACUUGGCAAAAGUAAUAAUAAAAAAUACCCCCAUUUUUUUAUACCACCACUGAUUAUGAUUUGCUGUUGUUUUUUUUGUUUUUUUGUUUGUUUUUUAAAUGCUGUAAGAAUUAUAAUGUCCAAAAUAAUUUAUUUUGCAUGUAAACUGAUAUACCUGUUUUUAUGGCUUUUUUUCACCCAUAUAGUUAGCUGAUCUCCACUGGCUUUGUCAUGUAUCAUUGCUUCCAACCAUUAAGGCCUGAAAGAAUUUCAGUAAUUUCUUACCCUUGUCAGUUUUGUGUCAACAAGGAUACACAUUUUGUAUAGUUAUUGUAAGUUCUACAUGUGACUUGUUAAAUCCACACACUAAAAGCUGUGUACGAGAAUUACAUUACCUCGACAGAUCAAACAUCCACAGCUGUGUACAUGAAUUACAUCACCAUGAGAGUCCCGACACUCACAGCUGUGUAUGGGAAUUACAUCAUGAGAGUUUAAACACUCAGAGCUGUGUAUGGGAAUUACAUCAUGAGAGUUUAAACACCCACAGCUGUGUAUGGGAAUUACAUCAUGAGAGUUUAAACACUCAGAGCUGUGUAUGGGAAUUACAUCAUGAGAGUUUAAACACUCAGAGCUGUGUAUGGGAAUUACAUCAUGAGAGUUUAUCACCCACAGCUGUGUAUGGGAAUUACAUCAUGAGAGUUUAAACACUCAGAGCUGUGUAUGGGAAUUACAUCAUGAGAGUUUAAACACCCACAGCUGUGUAUGGGAAUUACAUCAUGAGAGUUUAUCACCCACAGCUGUGUAUGGGAAUUACAUCAUGAGAGUUUAAACACUCAGAGCUGUGUAUGGGAAUUACAUCAUGAGAGUUUAAACACCCACAGCUGUGUAUGGGAAUUUUACCAUAAAUCAACAGUCACUUGUUAAGUUCUGCUUCUGGUUUGAAAGUGCUUCAAUGUUUAUUUAUUUUACCAUAUGCUUGUUUGUAAUUGAAGUUUUGGUAUAUCUAGUGUACAGAGGCCUUGUUAAUGUUACUGAAUAUCCAUUUUGUUUGUUGUGAUGCUAAAUUUGAAUUAAUAUUAAUUUUCUAUUUUGAAUUUUUUUUGGUUUAUGGGUUACAGAACUAGAUUCAGUUAAACAUAGUUGUGAUGUUCCAUGGAAUCGCACUCCUCAAACAAAUCAUGGUGUUUAACUUGUCGUUAGAUUGAAAUAAGUUAGCAAAAAAUAAAAAUCUUGUUGUGAAUGAAAACAAUGCUAUAGGGCUUAAACGGUGAAAUUAUUUCCCAAAAUUGAGUAAAAACAGUCUUGUUUUGUAUUCUAACAAAACGUUUGAUUAAAAUGUGUAUUUAGACAACGAGAGGAGCUACAUGAUACAUGUUAGAGAUCAGUAAACCUUAUAUUAGCAAAACCCUUCUUGAAAAUUUUUUUUUUUCAUAUUUCUGUUCAAAUUUUCUGUUUGAUAAGAUUUCAUUAAAAAAUCAUUUAGGAGAAGAAUGUAUCCAUACUUUGGCACAUUUUAUUGUGUGAAGGUAUACGCAAGAGAACUAAAGGAAACUCAAGUAACAAGGAUUUUGCUUCAAUGACACAGUACAUGUUAUUGCAAAUAAGUAAAACAGAUAUUGAGUCAUCCUUUUUGAGAUACAAGCAUUAAAACUGUUAUUGGUAGUUCUUUAUAUUAAUUUUUCUUUUCUAAUAUAAACUUUAUUUUACAACAAUUGCGAAACAAGUUAUGUCACCUUAUACUAAUCACUCUUGUUGGCCCGGAUGUAAGUGCGUGAGGGGUCUUAUUGUGGGAGGAAACCGGAUUACCCGGGGAAAACCCACGUGGUCGGGCAGGUGACACCUUACCUUUUCACGUCCUUUCUGGGAAUCAAACCCCGGUCGGCUAGGUGAAAGGCGAGUGCGUUACCACUGCGCCACCCGACCACCCUCUUUUUCUUUUGAUCGCUGCACAAACUAUGCCUACCACCUGUAUAACAUUUGAUGUCCAUUGAUAAAUAGUUUGCAUUUAUACCAGUUUUAACACUGGUAUAAAUAAGAUUGUAUGUCUUUGCUUGGAUUGGGAUUAUCAACGUUCUACUGUGCUACAUGAUAUUAAUCUGCUGAAUAAGAAAGCACAGGGAUGUAGUUUUUUAUCAUUACAGUAUUCUUUUUCAGUCCCCUAAUCAAUACCGGUAUACUCACAUGUUUUCAAUGUAGGGGUCUAAAAAUGAAUUUUAUUAGCUCGUUGUGAUGCUAAUGCAAUAUUUAUUGUUUUAUGAGGUGUAUUAACACAGUAACUACCUUAAAUAUCCAUACAUUGUGUACAUUUUUAGCUAAGUAUAAGUAAGAGGAAAGAGGCAAUCCUAGAUGUUUGUUGUCUUGUUGCCUUGGUUUCACCUUAAUCAUUUCUAAACAAUACUUGUGCAUGUUUCUUUAUGUGAGUGAUCCAUUGUCAAUUUCUUAUUGAAAACAAAUUAUGAUAUUCAGUUCUUAUACUCUAUGUCUAUCUCUUAUCAAAAAUACAUUACAACAUUAAAUUGUUAUACUUUAUUAAUACAACUUAAAUUUUAAUUGAAUGAAUUUCCUGAAUGAGUUAUUUGGAGCGAGAUUAAU